Syngnathus acus (greater pipefish) is the source of this 4056-nucleotide messenger RNA. It is a transcript of the gene doc2g, whose product is annotated as double C2-like domains, delta. Gene Ontology annotation, cellular component: membrane. The coding region runs from base 299 to 1561 and encodes 420 amino acids. Lineage: Eukaryota; Metazoa; Chordata; Actinopteri; Syngnathiformes; Syngnathidae. The record is from RefSeq and is a predicted model, not a curated record. The transcript has 11 exons.
CCCUCUCUCACCUGCUGCGCUGCGAAAGUGAGUGUCCAAUGUAUGACAUGCACAGUCUGCAUUCGACUGAUGAGGAUUUUAAGUGGAUACGUCACAAACAAGGAAUAGAGGAGAGGGAGGGACGGAGCAGAAGAGGAGAGUAAGCCAUGUACGGAGAGCCAGUGAGAGAGGGGGCUAUAUUGACUCAAAGCUGGUCUUCAUGCUCCUUAGUGUGUGUGAGAGAGAGGCAGACGUGAGAGCAAUUAAGAUGGAGUGCUGGCAUAGAUGAAGACUGCCCUGGUCCCGUUCAGCAGCCCACAUGAGCGUCUCCAAACCACCGCCGCCCCCUUCCGCCUCCCACCUGACCAUCCCACCUUCCUCUACUUCCACGACCUCUUCAUCGGCCUCCUCCCCGUCGGCCCUGCCCCCUCCCUCGCCCGUCAAGAUUUCUAUGCAGGAGCACUUUGCCAUCAACGUGUGCCCGGGUCCCAUCCUCCCUAUCCCACAGAUCUCAGACUUCUUCCCGCGUUUCCACGACUAUCCCUGCACGCCGCCACCCCCGCGGGAGAAGAAGAUCCUUAAGGAGGAGACUUUCAACGGUGAGAUGGGCGGAGGCUUCAAAGAUGGCGAGAGGCGGGGGGACAACGAUGGAGACAGGGAGGAAGUCGCUGACUCCGAUGAUGACGACACCUAUUUGGGGACGUUGGAGUUCACCCUUCUCUUUGAUCAGGAGAAUAACUGUCUCCAUUGCACCAUUCACAAGGCAAAGGGACUGAAAGCCAUGGAUUCCAAUGGGCUGGCUGAUCCCUAUGUCAAGCUUCAUCUUCUUCCUGGGGCUAGCAAGGCCAACAAACUUCGCACAAAAACUCUGAAGAACACACUAAACCCAGUUUGGAAUGAGACACUGGUGUAUCACGGAAUCACAGCGGCUGACAUGACCACCAAAACGCUCAGGCUGUGCGUAUGCGACAUGGACAGACUGGGACGAAAUGAAUUCAUCGGCGAGGUGAGAGUGGCUCUGAAGAAGCUCAGAGAGGGUGACAACAAACGUUACAAUAUGGGCUUGGAGAGAAUUGCACAGAACAAAGAAUCCAACAAUCAAGCAGUGGAGCAGGGAGCGCUGGUGGCAGAGGAGGAGCGGGGGCGCAUCCUGGUGUCGUUGUGCUAUAACACGGAGAAGGGCUGCCUGCUGGUUGGGAUCAUACGCUGUGCCCAUCUGGCCGCCAUGGACUCCAAUGGCUACUCUGACCCCUUUGUCAAAAUCAUCUUACAGCCAGACAUGGGGAAGAAAUCCAAGUACAAGACGUCGGUGAAGAAAAAGACUCUCAACCCUGAAUUCAAUGAGGAAUUUUCCUAUGAGGUGACUCUGGACUUGCUGGCUAAGAAAACCCUUGAGAUCUCAGUGUGGGACUACGACUUGGGAAUGAGCAAUGACUUCAUAGGUGGCGUGGAGCUAGGCAUCAACGCAAGCGGACAGAGACUCAGACACUGGUUCGAGUGUCUCAAAAACAAAGGAAAAAAAGUGGAGUACUGGCAUACGCUCACACAGCAAGGAGCCCCGAGCAGCGACAAAACGGACUAAAUCACACCAGACACACAGUAAACACACAUGCACCCCCCCCUGAAAGAUCAAAGAAAAGAACAAAAACUGCAAUAAUAAUAAUAAUAAUAAUGUCAUCGUGAUGAAGAUGAAAUCCGUCAUUUAAUGCCGACAGCUCCGAUUCUUUGUAAAUGAUCUUCAUUAUGACAUCAGUGAUGUUAAAAAAAGUGUGUUUAUUUUUUUAUGGUGAACCAAAUUGCCCUCAUAAAUGUAACAAAAGGGAUACACACAACGUUGUCAUUUAGACCUUGUGCAAGUCGCUCUAAUGUCCUUGUUCAAAUGUACAACUAAUGAAGAGAUGAUUAGAAUUCACUCCAUGAACGAGGCCAGCAACUGUGCGAGGCGAUGUGACUCUUUGGGCCGGAUUUACUAAGAUCCCAAAUAAGAGGCGCUAAAUUGUCUGUGUGCGCACUUGUGCACUCUCUCUAACAGAUAGCGGCAUGUUUUUAGCAACAGGUGUUUUUUUUUAUGGAAGGUUUUGAGCAUUUGAGGUACUGCAGAUAGUUUUCACCUUUGCGUGUUUGCUUGCUCCUGCCUUCAGAGGUACUUAUUCAAAAUCAGCCAUCGCAAUUCGUCUCAGGUUUAUUAAAUCACAUUGAGCUUGCCUAAGACAUCGAUUGCAUAUACUUUUACCAAAAUGAAAUGUAUUUUGUGCAUUUGGUGAACGCAGUCCGAGGUGCUCCCUGUUAGCUUCCACAUCUGUUUGCGUGACUAGUCAAGUUUGUGCCUUUUUCGCACAAGAAACUCUUUAGUAAAUCAGGCCCACAGUGUCAAUACACCAUCGCUAUGCUGGCUUGUAUAGUAACGCAGUCUCAUUACUUUAAAAGCACAAAAAGAUCCAUUCGGUGGAUUUGUUCCUUUAACAUGUCAAGUGUUUUGAACUUUCAUUGUCUUUGUGACUGUAAUCUAUGUGUAUGUGUGAAGCAGGCAGUGAGAAUUUGAGUGCCUGGAUUUUCUGUCUUUGCAGCAUCUCUUUUAACAUGGUGCCCUGUUCCAAAUAUCACAACUGAACUUCAAGAAGCACAGUCUGUGGCUCAAUGUGAGUGUGUGUGUGUAUGAGACAACAGAAUAAGGGGGACACAAGGAUAGGAAUGAAGCAGCGCAGCAGACAGCAACCCUCUGCUGCCUCUAGUGAUUGUUUUCAUUCCUGCAUGGAAAGCACAACUGACAAGCUGUCAAUCACGUGUCAUCUCAUCGGUUCACAAUCAUAGAAGUAUUUUUGAGACGGCUGCACAAUCCAAUGAGAUCCAAUACAAGAACUGCAUUAAAAGAUGUCCCUCACAAAGCUUUUGAGGGAAAGGUGGUUGUAAUAUUUUGCGACAUUUUGAUUCAGCUCAUGUCUUGGUUCUCUUUUGAUUGCGUGCCUAAUGAAGUGUCCAGUGAGUGUUUAUGCCUCAAUGCAUUCACUUUGCUGCAUACUCAUCGACGUGCAAAAAGAUUGAUGUUUGAGAGGUGAGCUUCUCAUUGUUACUCCAAGUGUAUAAUAUCAAUCAAUAAAUGAUGCAAGUUUUAUUUCCUGCAGGCCAAUAUCAUGCAGUAAUUCAUCCAUUCGCGGUGCUGUCACUUGAUUUAUGGGAAUGACAUUGCUUUCAACUCCUCUAAUACAUCCUAAUAGAGUGUGUCACUUGGAGACUCACGACAUAAGGACUUAAUGACCAUUUCUGUGAUCAGUUCUUUUUAUAAUACGAAUGAAUAUCAGGUUUAUUUUCAUACACUAAGUGGCAAAGAUGACCCGAAAUCGGUCUGUGGAAAACGUGAAAGCUGGUUGUAAACAAAAGUAUCCCCUGCUGAGUCUUGGCUUGUUGACAACAUGUGUGUGUCAUUUAUCAACAGCCCUUAACCGGGCUCUGGUCAACUAACGCACGCCCAGAGACCUGAGGGAUGUUCAGUCCAAUCGAUUCAUCGAGUCCUUCUACAACCUUGUGAAAGAGUAUUCUGAAUGGGGAAAAAGGACACAGGUUUAAAAAAAAAAAAAGCUAUGAACAUGACUAUGAAAACAGCUAAGUCUUUGGAUGGCUUUGACAAAAAAAGCUUGAGCUAACAUGUUGGCUCCUCCUUUUCUUUCUCUAUGCAUCAAAAGCUCCCAGUGUGAUGAGAUAAUCAAACCAAAAUGAAAUGAUUGUGAUAGAUUCUUUGUCAGCGGCUCUGCCCCUCUUGCAUGCUUUGCUCACAUUUGAUCUGCAAUGUAGCUGCAUGCUUAGCAAUAAUCAUCAGCUUGUAUUCGUGGAGCGUGCUGAUAUGUUGACAGUUUGUGGCAUCAGCGUGCUUUUUUUCUGUGCAGGAUGUCAUUCAGGAUGUUUGUAUGUGCUACUUUGUGUUUGACACUUGCCUUCCGAAACGCUCUGAGUGGUAAAAAUGCAAAGAAAGGAAGAGGGCUGUGAGAAGUCUUGUUUAUUCAGUUACGAUCGCAGUGUGACUGGCACCAUGUGGUCAUGUUGUGUCACUACUUCUCAAAAUAAACAAAAGUCGUUUCACCA